AUGGCCGAUCCUGACAUCAAGCAUCCUCACCCGGAGCGCAUCCACUGGGUUGACGAUGAAGAGGCGGCAACCAAGGCCAGACCGCCCGUGAAGCGUGGCCUCUCGACUGAAUCCAUGGGCAUCCGCUCCAUUAGGUCCAGACGCGGUUCGGUCGAUGCCUCCGCCGUGCUGCCCAUUCAAUAUCGCGCAGUGUCGAUGGACAUUGAAGACUAUAACCAAAAGACUAGUCUCGCCAAGACAAAGAAUGAAGCCGCAGCAGAUCUCGCCAAACUCGAGUGGCACACCAACAACGUCGACGAAGUCAUCAGACGCCUCGGUUCCUCCCUCAUCGAAGGUCUCUCCCCUGAUCAAGUCGAACGACGCAUCGGUCGCUAUGGAAAGAACGCACCCUCUCCUGCCCCGACGCACAAUACUAAGAAGAUUGUCGGUUACUUCUUCAAGGGGUUCGGUACAGUCCUCUUUGUGGCCGCCAUUCUGGUCUUUAUCGCGUGGCGACCCCUCGGAAAGCCUCCGGCGCCUGCGAACCUUGCCCUAGCUAUCGUCCUGCUUGCUGUGUUCUUCAUCCAGGCUGCCUUUAAUAUGUGGCAGGACUGGUCCUCGUCGCGUGUCAUGAACUCGAUCAAGAACUUGCUUCCUGAACACUGCCUGGUAAUACGCGACGGACAGCAGGUCACGCUCUUUGCGGACCAGCUCGUCCCUGGAGAUAUCCUGUUGAUCAAGGCUGGCAACAAGCUCCCUGCCGAUGUUCGUUUUGUCAAGGUCUCUUCCGAUCUCAAGAUUGACCGGUCCAUCCUCACAGGUGAAUCUGUUCCUAUCCACGGCACGGUAAACUCUACAGACGAUAACUACCUCGAGACCAAGAACAUUGGCCUUCAAGGUACACAUUGCAUCUCAGGAACCUGCACUGGCCUUGUAGUCGCGACAGGAGACAACACUGUGUUCGGCAGGAUCGCAAAGCUCACGAAUGAGCCAAAGAAGGGUUUGACCACCCUCGAGCGUGAAGUCCUCCACUUUGUGUUGGUCAUCUGCUCCAUCAUGGCUCUCAUGAUUAUUCUUGUCGUUGUCCUCUGGGCUACAUGGCUACGCAAGAAGUAUCCUGACUGGAUCAGCGUCCCGAACCUCAUCAUCUCGUGCGUCUCUGUGGCUGUGGCAUUUAUCCCUGAGGGUCUCCCGGUCGCUCUCACGGCCAGCAUGACCAUCAGUGCCAACAUGAUGCGCAAGAACAAGAUCCUUUGCAAGUCACUCAAGACAGUGGAAACACUCGGCUCGGUCUCGGUCAUCUGCUCUGACAAGACUGGUACAUUGACACAGAACAAAAUGAUUGUUACAGAGUGCGCCAUCGGCGACAAGCGCAUGCUAGCAGACCAGGCAAGAGACGUCAUGGUCCUUAACCAGCACACCAGCCCCAAGAACAACUCCCUCAGCCAGCUCCGCGCUGUUACUGGACUGUGCAACGCCGGUUCCUUUGACGCGGCCACCAUGAGACUUCCUCUUCACGAGCGUGUCAUCCACGGUGACGCCACCGACCAGGCCAUCCUCCGAUUCUCAGAGGGCCUUGGAGAGGUGGCUGAGCUUCGACGGUGCUGGAAGGUCAAGUAUGAGCUUGCGUUCAACAGCAAGAACAAGUACAUGAUCAAGGCGUUCUGCUUGGCACAUCCUGAUGGUCUUUCGCUUGCGUUGCCGUCGGACAUUGGGUCGAUCUUUGCGCCAGGCGAUGUGCUGUUGACGAUUAAGGGCGCACCGGAGAUCCUUCUGGACCGUGUUAGCUCAUACGUCAACCCCUCGGGCGUUUGUGUUCACCUGGACGAUGAUAAGCGCAAAAGUAUCGAGACGAUCAAGGAUGACUGGGCGUCUCAGGGUAGGCGAGUGCUGUUGUUGGCCCGCAAGUCCAUCUCCAGCUCUGUGUUUCCGCCAAGCAUGUCGGAGACGGCUCUCGAGUCGGAGAUGUACAACCAGGCUCUGACUGGUUUGACUCUUGUUGGUCUGGUCGGUAUCGUCGACCCUCCACGCCCUGAGAUCCCAGAUGUUGUUGACACGCUCCGUACCGCUGGCAUUCGCAUCUUCAUGGCAAGUGGUUCGCAUCGAAUGAAUGUUAUCUCAGCUAACAAGAGACAGGUUACCGGUGACUUUGCCUUGACAGCGCAGGCUAUCGCGCAAGAGUGUGGAAUUAUCACCAGCCAAAACAUUGACACAGUGGAGGCUCUGCACCGUACGGUGACCAUAGAUCCAUCCCUCCGUGCUCUGGAGCUUAACUAUGGCGCUGAUGGACCUCGAGAGGCCAUUGUCCUCAGUGGCCCCGAGCUCAUCACCCUUAAUGAGGGCCAGUGGGAUCAGUUGGCCGAGUACCGUGAGAUUGUCUUUGCUCGAACGACCCCCGAACACAAACUCCGCAUCGUGCGCGAGUUCCAAGCUCGGAACCAGAUUGUCGGCAUGACAGGCGACGGUGUGAAUGAUGCUCCGUCUCUGCGCGCCGCUGAUGUUGGUAUCGCCUUGGGUUCAGGCAGUGACAUUGCAAUUGAGGCGGCUGACAUGGUGCUAUUGGAUACAUUCGCGAGCGUUGUUGAAGCGCUGCGGUAUGGUCGAAUGAUGUUUGACAACCUCAAGAAGACUGUGGCGUAUCUGCUCCCUGCAGGCAGCUUCAGCGAGUUCUGGCCAGUCAUGACCAACGUCGCCUUUGGCAUCCCUCAGAUCCUGAGCAGCUUCCUCAUGAUCAUCAUCUGUCUCUUUACCGACGCCCUCGCAGCCGUCGCCCUCGCAUAUGAGGCUCCGGAGGCCGACGUGCUCCUGCGGAAACCGAGAGUGCCGGGCAAGAACCGCCUCGUUGAUUGGCAGCUCAUCCUGCAGGCGUACGGGCUCGUCGGCUUCAUCGAGACGGCGGCGUCGUUCGCCAUGUCGUACUGGUACUUGCAGCGCAAGGGCAUUCCCUUUUCGGACAUUUGGUUCUCGUUCGGAAAGCUGCCUGACACUAUCGAUCCCGACUACUACCAGGCGAGGCUGAACGAGGCGAGCUCCAUCUACUUUGUGAACCUGGUCGUCAUGCAAUGGUUCAAUCUUUUGGCCGUGCGGACCCGGCGUCUAUCCAUCUUCCAGCAUCCUCCCUUAUUCAACAAGAACACCCAGAACUGGUACCUGUUCCCGGCCAUGUUGUUCGCGCUCGCCAUGGCCUUCUUUUGGCUGUACCCUAAGGAAUUUCAGAACGUCUUGGAUACGGCCGAGGUGCCUGUCGAACAUUGGUUCCUGCCCAUGGCGUUUGGUAUAGGUCUCAUUAUUAUUGAUGAAGCGAGAAAGUAUUGCGUGAGAACCUACCCCAAGGGCAUAUUGGCUCGGAUGGCUUGGUAG
This is a messenger RNA of Fusarium keratoplasticum, 3339 nucleotides long. RefSeq names its product Cation-ATPase-N domain-containing protein. Gene Ontology annotation, cellular component: membrane. Gene Ontology annotation, biological process: intracellular potassium ion homeostasis; potassium ion import across plasma membrane; intracellular sodium ion homeostasis. NCBI's taxonomy places the organism in Eukaryota, Fungi, Ascomycota, Sordariomycetes, Hypocreales, Nectriaceae. The coding region runs from base 1 to 3339 and encodes 1112 amino acids. The transcript is spliced from 9 exons. Gene Ontology annotation, molecular function: ATP hydrolysis activity; P-type sodium:potassium-exchanging transporter activity; ATP binding. The record is from RefSeq and is a predicted model, not a curated record.